CUGCCUUCAGCGGCUAUGUCGUCUUCUCGAACACCGUGCCCAAGUCGAUCGAACCUGGAAAACCGUAAUAAGCUCCGAGCGUACAAAAUCAUCAUCGACAACGACUGCCCUUAUCCUGCCGAGCUAGAGCAGCACAUUGCCAACGUCAUUCGCAAGCCUCGCACGUCGGCGCCGUCGCCAAACGCAAAGAAGGUCACUGAAAAGAGACGCGUCGCGGCUCAUCAGAAUGAACGGGGCGGCAUAAAGCAGAUUGAACCUUGUUUCUUGUUUCGAGGAGAAGCGGAAGCGGAUGAUAGGGUGCUGGGGGUUCCUCUCAUCUAUUCAAAAGACGAGAUCAAUCUCUCACGGUCGUUCCUUCCACAAGCUUCAAGCGACACAAUUACAAAGACUUGGGGCGAUUUGUCACAGCCAAGGCCUGAUGCAGCAAUUGGAUACAUAACUCGUGGCGAUGCCGACAAUGCGGUACCGCACAGCCAGACUGCUUUCUCAUCUGAAGAGGAGGAUAUUCUUGACAGGUAUCAACUUACUCAAUAUAUGCAUUUCUCUUUCCUUACCUCUCAGUGGAAGAUGCCCAACUCGAAUCAAAAUCAUUCUCACGCCCACAAUCAAGCUACUCGCGAUGGGGCUGUGAUUGUAAAUUACCUUCACAAGUUCUACAGCAUGGCGUACGGACGCGAACCCAGCGCUACAGAGACUUGUCACUUCUCCCUCACCUGCGAUCUGCUGAAUGGCAAUAUCUUCGUUCACUGGUGGGACCGAGAUGUACACCACAUGGAGCUUGUGUUCGAGUUUUCGCUACGAAAAGAGGUAGAAGUGCAAGAAGCACGACUCAUUCUUUGGAAAAUUGUUUCAUAUGCCACUACAGAACGGCUUGAGUCCAUCAGAGCAGCGCUCCCUGCAUUCGAGGAACGCAGACUCCUCAUCUAG
This is a messenger RNA of Macroventuria anomochaeta, 927 nucleotides long. RefSeq lists its product as uncharacterized. NCBI's taxonomy places the organism in Eukaryota, Fungi, Ascomycota, Dothideomycetes, Pleosporales, Didymellaceae. The transcript is spliced from 2 exons. The annotation marks the transcript as partial. The record is from RefSeq and is a predicted model, not a curated record.